Messenger RNA from Haliaeetus leucocephalus (bald eagle), 3865 nucleotides. RefSeq names its product mediator complex subunit 8 (gene MED8). Gene Ontology annotation, molecular function: transcription coregulator activity; RNA polymerase II cis-regulatory region sequence-specific DNA binding. NCBI's taxonomy places the organism in Eukaryota, Metazoa, Chordata, Aves, Accipitriformes, Accipitridae. Bases 1428 to 2219 code for a protein of 263 amino acids. Gene Ontology annotation, cellular component: core mediator complex; mediator complex. The record is from RefSeq and is a predicted model, not a curated record. Gene Ontology annotation, biological process: regulation of transcription by RNA polymerase II. The transcript is spliced from 7 exons.
GGCGGCGGCUGCGGCCUCCAAGCGGCCAUCCCCCCGCCGGCUGCGGCGGUGAUUCCUGUCUGCUCCCCAGGGGGCAAACCCACCCCGGGCUGAAGCGGCCUAGGUGGGAGACCCAGCUCGUCCUCGAGCAGCUGGUGCGAUGCUUUCCUCUGCAACAACCUCCCCUUGCUGCAGGGCUGUAGGGUGAGCGUGUGUAGGGGUAUCUGCGCCUCUCCCUCUCAGCCCUUGCUGCAGCCCUUGGUAAGAGUCGUCAAACCAAAGGUCUGCCCACCCGGCAGCCUGGCUUUGCUACUAGCCGAGAAGCCCAUGCCCAAAAGAAGUUGUGAGAGCAAAAUAAGCUACUGAUGUCGUUUUGUAUAAACUAUUGCUAGCCCAUCCCUUGUGUUUAGUAGUCUUGAAUUUUCAUUGAUGGAAGAAGGAUCUAGCUACUUCUUGAAGCGCUGUGAAUUUUUAGCAUCUGUGAUGUCCAAUGGAAAAGAGUUGCAGAGGUUAAUGACAGGUUAAUGGGCUGUAAAGAUCCACCUCCUUUGGUUUGUUUGAAACCACUACCUGCUGGCUUCAUGCAAGUCUCACGGUUGUCCUACCAGAAAAGAAAGUGAAAAUGGAUUGUGCUGCAGUUCCUCGUCUGUAGGGCUUGUUAUAUUGUCUUUCCUUGUUUCAACCACUCACACAUACUGGUCUCUAUUCUGUUUUUAACUGCUGCGUCUAUGGAACUGAUGAAUAUUCUUGAUCAUCCUUGUUGCCUUUAUUUGGACAUAUUCCUACUGUAGCCAUUUUCAGUUGAGGGGACAAGAGUGACAAAUAAUAUUUGAGAUGCAAAUGAGACGUGCACUUAUACGAUGACAUAAUGAUGCUUAGUUUUCUGUUGCUUUCCUAAUAAAUCCUAUCACCACUUUUACUUCCUUGACUGCUUCUUCAGCCUUGGGCAGAUGUUUUCAUGGGUUACCCUCAGAUAAUCCCGAGAUCUUGUUUGUGAGUGAUAACGUUAUCAGCUCAGAGAAUGUCAUUGUGUACAGAAAGUCAGGAUUGUUUGGGUUUUUUUUUUCCCAUUGUUUUGCCAUGUGCGUUGCUUUACAUUUACCCACUCUGAAUUUCACCUUUACCUCACAGUUGCUCCAUAUCAGGAGGUUCUUCAGCAACCCUUCCCAUAAGCCCUAUCUCUACUACCUCGGGGCAAUUUAGUAUUGCUAACUCCUUAAAACACUGCUUGAAUAUAGCAUAUGCCUGUGAGAGGCACAGCAUUCCUUGGAAACACCGGUCGGUCUUAUUGCAUGCAUGCUUUGCAGUGCCUACAUCUGCUUCCAGCAUUUAAUGGCUUUGGAGAGAGCCUACGAAGGAGGCUUGGAGUACGCUGCUGCCGCAAGAGCAAUGCGUGUGCAAUAGGAUUUCAUUCAUCCUCUUGAGGACUUCUUGGAUAAGCACAGGCAAUGGGCCAGAGAGAGGAGAAGCAGUUGGAGCUGACCCUGGAGGCGCUCAUCAGUCAGGUGGCUGACCUGAAGAACUCCUUGGUCAGUUUCAUCUACAAGCUGGAGAAUGAGUAUGACCGACUCACAUGGCCUUCAGUUCUGGACAGCUUUGCAUUGCUCUCAGGGCAGCUGAACACCUUGAAUAAAGUGCUAAAACAUGAGAAGACCCCACUGUUGCGAAACCAGGUUAUCAUACCCCUAGUGCUGUCUCCAGACCGCGAUGAGGAGAUCAUGCGGCAGACAGAGGGACGUGUGCCAGUGUUCAGCCAUGAGGUAGUGCCUGACCAUCUUCGAACUAAGCCUGACCCUGAGGUAGAGGAGCAGGAGAAGCAGCUGAUCACAGAUGCAGCUCGCAUUAGCCCUGAUGUGGCACAGAAGCAGAUCCAAAGUCUGAACAAAAUGUGCUCAAAUCUGCUGGAGAAAAUCAGUAAGGAGGAGCGUGAAUCUGAAAGUGGAGGUUUACGACAGAACAAGCAGACUUUCAACCCUGCAGAUACCAAUGCGCUGGUAGCAGCUGUGGCCUUUGGGAAAGGACUGUCAAACCGGAGACCUCCUGGCUCUGGAGGAUCUGUCCAGUCAGGCCAACCCGGAGCUGGUGCCAUCAUUGCAGGUGCUUCAGGCAUGCAGCAGGUCCCAAUGUCAGGUGCACCAGCUCAGCAGCAGCCAAUGCUGGCAGGAGUGCAGAUGGCACAAGCAGGACAGCCAGAGAAAGUCAUUUCCACUGUGAUUUGGAAACAAAGAAGGCCCCUGUGAUUUCUGGCUGCAUGCCCACAAACACUGUCUCCAGCAUGGGAGGACAGUCACUUCUGUACAUCAAGGAGCGUGCGCUGGUAGCAAGAGCACUUGUCCAGCCUGUGUUACUGGGAAGUUCCCUUUUGAUAAGAGCAGCUCUACUGGGUUUCACCAAAGGUCAGUCCCACUGUCCUGCUUUUGGUGGUGCCCAUUGGUGAGGCUAAAAGAAUAUAGGAACAAAGUAUAUCCUGACAGCAGUUGUUGUUUAGGGAUUUUAAGCCAGAGUUUGGUUUGAGACCAGUGGGUAUAGCAGCCAUCAAUUUCUGCAGUUCCUUUCUGAAUUACAAUUUUGAUUUCUACAACACCUAUGGCAGUAUGUCCCACAGCUUUAUUGCAUGUUUUGCUUAAAAAAAUUUCCUUUUUAUGUUUAAAUCUUUUGCCUGGUAAUUUUAUUGCAUGUUUCCUUUUUAGCCAUGUUGUGAGAAACGGCAAAUGGUCAUUCCUCAGUUACUUUCCCCAUACUAGUUUUCAUUUUCUGGAAGUCUGUCAUGUCCUCCUCCCUUUGUCCAUUUUUUUUUUUCCCCUAGCUAAUGAGUCCUAUUCUGUUUAAUAUGUCUUUGUGUGAAAAUUACAAGAUAUCUUGGAUCACCCUCGUCACUCUUACCUGCACCUUUUCUGUUUGUUUUCAAGACUGGGAACACUAGAACCACUCACAUUAUUCCAAAUGUGGGUGAACCAUACAGUCCUAUUCACUCUUCCUUUUGGAGUAAUGUCUAACUGUAUUUGUCUACUGAUUGUUAGCACUGAAGUGAUAUCAGAUUGCCUGUCAAUUCAUUGCAGGCAAUGACCCAUUUUGGAUAUGUUUGAGAAAGUUUAAUAAUCUUUAUUCUUUUAGCCAUUUGCUCAUAAAAUCUUUUCUUGUCCUGCUGCACUACAGUUUUAAUUUUCAGAAGCUGUCCUUUUUUUCUGUCUAAUUUGAACACACAUUCCACUUUCUGAAGGAGUGUUCUUUGAAUAUCCCUCUGUGCUGCUCUUUAAUCACUGUCUUUUUGUUUUUUUCUGAUCAUCUUAGUUUUGUCUAGCACUGUACACUUAUUGUAAGCUGCUAGUACAGUGUCUUUGAACUCACUCCCAUGUGUGAUUGCUAUCAGCAAAGAGUAAUAACGCCCAAGAGGUGGAUGUAGUUAAGAGAAAUUAAGGGAUCUGAGAGAGGCUUAGUAACUGAAAUGUACACUCUGACUAUAAAUAAUGCUACAUGGAAGGGGAUACAGGCUCUUGUGUUUGCCUCUCUGAAAUGGAAGUGGAAAUCAGUCUGGGUACUUCUGUGAGUGCUGCUGCCAGCAACUUCUGUGAGAUUGAACAAGUCCCAUACUCCUGUAGGAGCCUCCUGACAAAGAGUAGGUCUUGUUUAAGAUAGAACAAGGAUAGAAUUUGAGGGGAUAGCAGGGGGACACAGGAACCGUCAAGGAGAUUUCUCAACAGAGAGAAAUGCCAAUUUGUAGAAGAAAUUGAUUGUGUGGGGUCAGAAGCUGGAAGAUGCUGUAGCAGGUAAGCCUAGUGUGGUACCUGGAGUGGAACAGAAAAAGCCCAGACAGGGCUGUUGUGAGUCUUGCAUGCUCCUGAGCAAAUGACCUCUCAUAUAGCCAAUUUUGCACUGCUUUUUCUUU